AUGUACGGACGAAAAGGGCGCCUUUCAAGUAUUGCAAGCCUGGUUACUGAGCCAAAAACCUACGGGUCCGAAGAAUGGAUGGAUUACUUGAAUAAGUAUCUUCCAGUCCUACAUGGUCAGGCAGUGGAACGGAUCAAGGCAGCCCAGGAGAGGCAACGAAAGUUCUACAACAAUGGACGCACUGUUAACGGAUGUACGAGCCAGGAGAACUAG
Molecule: messenger RNA, 213 nt
Organism: Radiomyces spectabilis
Lineage: Eukaryota; Fungi; Mucoromycota; Mucoromycetes; Mucorales; Radiomycetaceae
Exons: 1
Coding region: 1-213 (70 amino acids)
Source: RefSeq, a predicted model, not a curated record